Penicillium cataractarum is the source of this 4158-nucleotide messenger RNA. RefSeq lists its product as uncharacterized. Gene Ontology annotation, cellular component: nuclear RNA-directed RNA polymerase complex. Gene Ontology annotation, molecular function: RNA-directed RNA polymerase activity. The record is from RefSeq and is a predicted model, not a curated record. The transcript is spliced from 4 exons. NCBI's taxonomy places the organism in Eukaryota, Fungi, Ascomycota, Eurotiomycetes, Eurotiales, Aspergillaceae. The coding region runs from base 1 to 4158 and encodes 1385 amino acids. Gene Ontology annotation, biological process: siRNA processing.
AUGUCGACUUCGUCUGGAUCGACCAGCCUUUCACCUACGUCCACGCCGCAGGUCCAUUGGCUGCCCUGGAAGCAGUGGGAGACCAUUGGUGUCAAUAUAUCUCGGGUACCUGAAGAAGCAAAUACCCAAGUCCUAUGGCAAGCCUUUUCGAAGGAAGGAAAUAUCUGUUCCAUCGAUAUCUUCGAUGACCGCCAUGGAAACCAAGGCUCAAAAGGCCGGAUCCGUUUCAGACCUCCUCCAGCAGAUUCCUUCUGGCGAAGUGGGAUUUAUGAUAUCCGUCUGCCCAGCAGGCGCAUCGCCACUCUGGUCGUGGCACUGGAUCUCAGCCCACCAAGUCAUUUCCUGAGAAGUCCAAGCCGCGAGGAUGCACUGUAUCCCAGGGAAUGUCAAGAGCUGCCAUGCAAGAGGUUUGAUGUUGGGGUCCUCCUGGACGAAUCCACCACAUGCGCGAUGCGCACUUUCCACCAGGAGGCAAAUACUAAGGUGGUGGUGGAUGUUCGAUCAAAGGUAUUACAUGCCUACUUCAGCGUGACCGUACAUGAAACUCGACCGUUUGUCUCUGGCGCACCGGAAGUCAGUCCGUCCACCUUCAGGUUGAAGAUCCCCUUCCUCCAGCUCGCGCAAGUGUGGGAGACUCAUGAGUCAGACUCUGAUGAAGUGUCUCUCAUCAUUAUCCUGGACUCUCCCCCAAUCUAUCAUCGACAGUCCACGAAUAUUCUGGAUACUUUUAGUACUAAUACCAGCUGGCGAGACACGGAUUUGUGGCAGCGUCAAACAUGCAUUGCCCACAACAUCGGGGCUCACGUCCAGGCCAAAACCAAUCUACGCAGAUCAGGUCAAAUUGUCGAUCUCGGCAGAUGGAACGUUUUCAAGUUUACGUUCUCCACCAGAAGCCUCCUCGAGCAAGACUACAAGCUCUUCAUUGAGAUGUUGAAAGACCACAAUAUCUUCAUCAAGAAUGGAAAACAUUUCAGAACCAUAACGGAGCGCCCUGACCCUGUCUGGCGCUGGAUUGACGUGGUCGACUCCAAAACACAGUUCCGUUCAACCCUGGAAGAAAUGGCUCAUACCGAUUAUAUCUACCUUCCAUUCAAUGUUCGGUACCAACUGGAAGUCUGUCUUUCUCAUGGGUAUCUCUCUGAGUUCACGAUGUCGCGUAAAUUCGUUCUGAGUCUCGAGGGACUGGGAGCUGCUUCAGCUGUAAGACUCCUAGAGCACGUUGCCACGAACAAAGAGCAGUAUCUCGACCCAAUGGAGAUUUUCAAGAUCCGCUAUCCGAAAGGUAUCUCUGACUCCAUGAUUCCUACUUACUGCUGCUUCAUGCGCACCGCGCGGAUCACGCCAACGACUGUUCACUACAACACUCCCACCAUCGACACCUCGAAUCGGGUGACACGUAACUACCAGGAGUACCUUGAUCGCUUUCUCCGCGUUCGGUUCACGGACGAAAAGACUCACGGUCGCAUUUAUUCAAAUGCAUUCAAGUCCAAUGACGAGCUCUUCGCUCGGGUUAAGAGAACCUUGACAAACGGUAUCAUCAUCGGCGACCGUCACUAUGAGUUUUUGGCCUUUGGUAACUCUCAAUUCCGUGAGCACGGUGCUUAUUUCUUCGCUCCAACUGCCAAUCUCACAGCUGCUCAUAUUCGUGCCUGGAUGGGUCAAUUCAAUCACAUCCGUAAUGUCGCACGAUAUGCUGCACGGUUGGGUCAAUGUUUCUCAACAACACGUGCUCUUGCUGGAUGUAUGGUCACCGUCAAACAAAUUCCUGACAUAAACCGCAAUGGGUAUUGCUUCUCUGAUGGCAUUGGAAAGAUCUCGAAAUUCACGACUAGAGUACUCUCGGCGGAAAUGGGAAUCUCUGAUCCCUAUGGCGAGCCUCCUUCAGCUUACCAGUUUCGGCUGGGUGGGUGCAAGGGCAUGUUGACAGUUUCAUCCGACCCAAUCGCUUACGACGUGCACAUUCGUCCAAGUCAAAUCAAGUUUGAAGCCGAACAUAAGCGACUGGAGAUUAUUCGAUGGUCGCAGUUCUCUGCUGCGACUCUCAAUCGCCAACUGAUCUUGGUUCUAUCAGCGCUGCGCAUUCGAGGCCAAGUCUUUCUCGAUAGGCUCAAUACCAUGCUAGAGAGCAUCAGAUAUGCCAUGGGUAGUGACAGGCAGGCAAUUGAAUUGCUUGAGAAGUUUAUCGAUCCUAACCGGAAGACGCUAGCAUUAGCGGAAAUGGUGUCGGCUGGGUUCCGAAGGACAAAUGAGCCUUUUGUCAGUUCCCUGCUCGCUCUGUGGAAAUCCUGGCACCAGAAAUAUCUCAAGGAAAAAGCGAAAAUUUUGGUUGAGAAGGGUGCAUCACUUCUGGGUGUUCUCGAUGAAACAGGAACUCUCAAGGGUCACUUCGAGCACCAAGUGCCACAUAAAGGUAUGGCCAGGAAGAAGAAGAGGAUAGCAGCACUCCCAGAGAUCUUUGUCCAGAUCAGCAGUGUGGAGAAGGGUGUCCGCCCCAGGGUUAUCCAGGGUGUAUGCAUCGUCGCUCGCAACCCAUCAUUGCAUGUAGGCGACAUUCGUGUUGUGCACGCCGUUGAUUGCGAGGCACUCAGACACUUGGUCGAUGUGGUCGUGUUCCCACAAACCGGUGAUCGCGAUGUCACGAGCAUGUGCUCUGGAGGUGAUCUUGAUGGUGAUGACUAUCUAGUCAUCUGGGACCAGGACCUGAUUCCUCAGGACUGGUCUGUGAAUCCUUUGAACUAUGUCAGCCGCCGGGCUCCAGAUCUGGACCGUGAUGUGACUAUCAACGAUAUUACUUCGUUUUAUGUCACGUACAUGAAGAAUGACAGCUUGCCACGAAUUGCUCACGCUCAUAUGGCACAUGGGGACAAGCUUGAAGACGGCGUAUCCGAACCGAAGUGCAUCCGCCUUGCGCAGUUGCACUCAGAUGCUGUGGAUUACAACAAGACAGGAAUCCCUGCUGUCAUGGAGAGGUCUCUCCAGCCACACACCUGGCCACAUUUCAUGGACAAAAAGAACAAGAAGACCUAUCAUUCCAGGAGAAUCCUGGGCAAACUGUAUGAUGCCGUCAAGACUGAGGAUUUCUCGCCGAAAUUGAGCAACCCCUUCGACGCCCGGAUUCUCGAAUGCAGCCUUAUGGAAGAAAGCAAGAGAUUUGAGCAUUUUGCCAGCGAGUUAAAGGUGAACUACGACACGUCAAUGCGGCGGAUCAUGGCACAGUAUGGUAUUCAAACCGAAUUUGAGGUCUGGUCAACAUUCGUUCUCAAGCACAAUUCCAUGUGUAGGGAUUAUAAACUGCACGAGGACCUGGGCAAGGUUGCGAAUGGCCUUCAAUCAAGCAUCCAAGACCAGUGCUACAAGCAUCUCGGAGGCAAGCGAGACUUUGGGCAUGUUGCGCCUUUGGCAGUCGCCAUGUAUCGCAUCACUCAUCAAGAAGUCCAGGAUACACUUGCCAUUCUGCAAGGUGAAAGUGCUUAUGAUGACCAAGAUGAAAUCGAGGGGCUGCCUGACGAGCGUGAAAUUGAGAUCAGCAGACUCCCUCUCAUCAGUUUCCCCUGGGUUUUCUACAGAGUCCUCUCUAAAAUUGUCACCACCCCCGUCGAUGAGUUGCAGAAUGCGGUGGCUGAAGCUCAAGCCUUCGAUGCCAAAAAGGGCUCGUCCAAAAUCUUCACACACGCCGAGGUCGUGGAGAUGGUUGGCCGAGAUGGAAAGUCUGAGCUGACGGCCAAGCACAGGACAAAUGAAGCUGGUACAGGACUACCAUCAGAGACAGGGGAAGAUCUUGGACGCCGUGAGCCAGGUUAUUUCGGUGAUCACGACCUCUAUGAGAGAGAUCUCUACCAAGAGACAUCAAGAGGUGGUUCUUCGGUCCACAGAGAAGAACAGAAACCGGAUGAAGACAUGGACCGAGAUUUCGUGACCGCGAAGGAUGGCAAAGCCUCCACCAUCGACAAAUACCCCGUGCUGCCCAAUCUGCAUCCAGAGGAUAUCAAGGAAGAUGUUGAGGGGGCUACCAAGGAAGCUACCGAUGAGGAUGACGAUGGGCAUGAUGGAGACCUCCACAUCGUUGAGAAAGAAGGCGAUGUGAAGCCUUCUGCAAUUGACGAGUUGAUUGCAUUGAUAGGGAACGAUUACGAUGCUGACGAUGAAGACGACUGGUGA